Messenger RNA from Myotis davidii, 3029 nucleotides. RefSeq names its product TRAF-type zinc finger domain containing 1 (gene TRAFD1). The record is from RefSeq and is a predicted model, not a curated record. NCBI's taxonomy places the organism in Eukaryota, Metazoa, Chordata, Mammalia, Chiroptera, Vespertilionidae. Gene Ontology annotation, molecular function: zinc ion binding. The coding region runs from base 90 to 2210 and encodes 706 amino acids. The transcript is spliced from 12 exons.
GUGGCGGAUAAGUGUCUGCCUGGACUUCCGCUCCCGCGGCCUCUGGAGUGGGGGUGACUUUCGCCGGGAAGGGUCGUGGUCCGGGGAGAAUGCUUUUCCCGUGGAAAACGGUCAGAAUCAAUGUUGGCUGCUGCCGGGUCCAGGCUGCGGCCCUCCCCCCGGCCCCACCUCCGACGUCGCCAGGGGAGGGACCGUUGGGACACGCUUCCCCGGAAGGGGGAGCUCCGCCCACUCGGGCUGAGGGGCGGCCUCCGGAGUCGGUAAGGGGGGCCCCUCCUCACCUCGACACCUGCACCCCAACCUCCGUGCCUUCGCCCGUUCGCUCCCCACCGCGGCCCCGGGGAACAUUGUCAGUUGUCGGCGUGAGGAACUGCAGGCCCCGAGAGGGUCCGUCCCUCAGCUGCCGAGGGGCAGGGCCAAACCGGCCCUCGGAGAGGCCGUCCCCACCCCCUUGCAGUUUUCUGGAAGAGCUAAAGAUGGCUGAAUUUCUAGAUGACCAGGACACUCAACUGUGUGACAACUGCAAAAGGGAAAUUCCUUUGUGUAACUUUACCAUCCAUGAGAUCCAUUGUCAAAGGAACAUUGGUGUGUGCCCUAUCUGCAAGGAACCAUUUCCCAAAUCUGGCAUGGAGACCCACAUGGCUACAGAACACUGUCAGGUAACCUGCAAAUGUAACAAGAAGUUGGAGAAGAGGCAGUUACAGAAUCAUGAGGAGACUGAGUGUCCUCUGCGGCUUGCCCUUUGCCAGCACUGUGAUUUGGAACUUUCUGUUCUCAAACUGAAGGACCAUGAAGAUUACUGUGGAGCCCGGACAGAGCUCUGUGGCAAUUGUGGGCGUAAUGUCCUGGUGAAAGAUCUGAAGACUCACCCAGAAGUUUGUAGGAGAGAUGGGGAGAAAAAGAGAGAUGAGGCUGCCGUGCCUCCUAAUGCAUAUGAUGUGUCUUGGGGUCAAGAUGGAAUAUGGAUUGCAUCACAACUCCUCAGACAAAUUGAGUCUCUGGAUCCACCCCUGAGGCUACCUCGACGGCCCCUGAGAGCCUCAGAAUCGGAACUUUCCCAUAGUAGGACUACCAACCAAAGGAACAUGACAACCCAGUUUCCAAUUCAGAAUAAUCUAUUGGAAGAACAAGAAAGGAGUAGAAGCCGACAGUCCCCUGUAGAGGGUGGUGAAGACAGUUCAAACUUGGACUUCAUGUUGGCCCUAAGUCUGCAGAAUGAAGGCCGGGCCCCCAAGUUGGCAGAGCAGGACUUCUGGAGGGCUGUGUAUGAGGCAGAGCAGUCCCUUGGUGGUCCCAAUGCUCUGAAUGACAUCAAGGGUGCAGCUGAUGAGACCAUGUUGCCUUGUGAAUUUUGUGAGGAGCUCUACCCAGAGGAAUUGCUGAUCGACCAUCAGACAAGCUGUAACCCUUCCCGUGCCUUACCUUCAUUUAACAUGGGUAGUACUUCCCUCAAAGAGGUGCAGGAGGACCCUGAUGUCAUCUUCCAGAGGUUUCUGCAGCAGGCUACAAGUAACCAGUUUAACUCUUUGAUGGGCCUGAGCAAUGCACCCUCUGUGGAGGGCGGUAUCAUCAUCCCAUGUGAAUUCUGUGGGGUCCAGCUGGAAGAGGAGGUGCUGUUCCAUCACCAGGACCAGUGUGACCAACGCCCAGCCACAGCAAACCACCAUGUGAUGGAGGAGAUUCCUAGACAGGAUUUCCAGUCUCGAGAGACCUCACCAGAGCUGCCCAAGAGGCGUGUCAGACACCAGGGAGACCUGUCUUCUGGUUACAUGGAUGAUAUUAAGCAGGAAACUGCUAAAGUGCCCACUUACCCUCUUCCCCCUAGCAGACCCAUUAACAAUAUGAUGGCUACCUGUAACCGUGUGUCAACAUCCACAUCAAGCCCUAAAUCUAGUUCCCAGCCCAGCGUAAUGAAGCUCAACAACUUAGACAGCCAGGACAUUCGGGGGCGGAAUCGAAACGGCCAUAAUGGGCCCAUGGCUGCUGGGCACGUUCCAGUGAUUCGCUCUGUUCGAAAUCUCUACCCAGAAAACCUUGCGCCCUCUUUCUCCCGUGGGCCUUCAGGGAGACAUGGGCCAAGUGGUAGGAGUGAAGGUGGCAGGAACUCAAGGGUCACCGCCACAACUGCCAGCUUCCGCAACAGGACUGCAAAGGCAAAAACCCCCAAGCAACAGGGAGCUGGUGAUGCUGAGGAGGAAGAGGAGGAGUAAUGGUGUCUGCGAGAACCUGCACAGGGUUCCAUUUCUCUGCGCAGCCGCAGUGCAGGCCCUGCCUCUCGGGCUCUGGGGAGGGGAGAUUUUAGAUUUAACUUUUUUAAAGAUACAACCAUUUUGUGUCUUUUGAGAUUGUGAUGUGGGAGUUUGGGGGUUGGAGGGAGGGCUAGCAGGGAAGCUGUUAAGAGAUUUCUUGUUUCAGCUUUAGCUGCCGCCUUUUGGCAGCACAAAUACAACGUAUGGCCUCUCAGCCCACCAGGGCUCCUCUUUUGACAUACUGUCACCACUGCUUCUUGGUGCUGUGUGGUCCUGGUGGAGAGAGGAGAGGGUGUGGAAACAUGGUAUUCACCAGUAAAGCGAUUCUUUUUCCUGCAGGGACCUAAGUUUGGGAACUUUUGGGUAACCUCCUGUGUGCUGCCCCUCCCCACUUUAGAACUGGGACUCUGGUUUAUGUGUGGAGCAGCUCUGAGAAGGUGUUCAGGUCAGUUGCAGUAUAUAUUAGGAACAGGCUUUGGAGAUGAGUUGAACUAGAAAGGACUCGGGCUUUGUUUUAAUCUGCUUCUUUGGCAUUUGGCAUCACUGCCUUCUGUUUCGGUGGGGAAACGGCUCCUUUGUCUUUACUGCCUUCUGAUGGAGACAGUGAGGGACUCCCUGUCCCUCCUGGGGCCUUGCUGGGCUCUGCCUGACUGGGACUGAAGCCUAAGCUCUGUGACAUAACUAUAAACCAAGUCUCAGAGCCCCCUCUCCCUCUUUUUAUUUUAUUAUUAUAAUUAUUAACAUCCUUGUAAUAGAAAUAAAGUUUGUACUUGAAGUUUA